AUGGCUUACUCUCAGCACGUCUCUCAACAUUCCUAUCAGGACUUUCUACAACUGUGGACAAGCCUUGAGGAGCUCAGCCCAGAUAAUUCUUACCCUACCCUCACCACAGAGGCUGACACAGAGUAUAACCUUCUUGGUUCAUCCCUGGAGGAUCUCCACUCUGAGUUAACAAAUAAGGACAUACCUUGUGAGUUGGUCUCCACAAUUAACUCUUCUCCCACAUCUCAGAUGGCUGGUCAAAUAUCCACAGUGACCAGUCCUCUGCCCAGUUUUCCUCCUCACAUAGCAACAACCCCAUCCUGUCCUGGUCAAACCUCACCUCAGAUUGUCACAAGUCCUUCAGGAGAGCAAGUGUAUGCCAAACAUUCCACUCCUUCCAACACCAAUUAUCCUGGCCAUAACGGAUUCCAAGUCUCCUUCUCUCCACCCCAGAAAGAGACCAAAUCCACAAGCUGGACAUACUCUCCCUCCGGCCGCAAGCUUUAUGUCAAGAUGGCCAGCUCCUGUCCUGUUCAGUUUCACACCAGUCAGCCUCCACCAGAGGGCAGUAUUAUCCGAGCCAUGCCCGUUUUCAGCAAGGCAGAACACGCUCAAGCUGUGGUCACACGGUGUCCUAACCAUGUCAGCAGCAGAGAGCACAACCAGAACCACCCUGCUCCUAGUCACCUUGUUCGCUGUGAGCAUCAACUCAGUCACUACCUGGACGAUCCAUCCACAGGCAGACACAGUGUGCUCACUCCUUAUCAGCAGCCACAGGCUGGCUGCCCUCAUCUCACCUAUCUCUACCAGUUCAUGUGUCUGGGAUCCUGUGUGGGAGGACCCAACAGAAGACCAAUGCAGAUUGUCUUCACCCUAGAGAACGACCAGCUAGUUCUGGGAAGAGCCGCUGUAGACAUCCGCAUCUGUGCCUGUCCUGCCCGUGACAAGAGGACUGAGGAAAAGUCCUAUUUACCUAAACCUCCAGCUUCCUCUCCCAGCUACACCACAGGCGACAAACCCAGGGCCGCUCACAAGAGGAAACUUGACCACAAGACACUUUUAACCAUCACCAUUCAUGGCCGUGAUAACUUUGAAAUCUUACGCAAAAUCAGAGAUUCCUUAGAACUCAUGUCUUCUUUAUCCAAUGAUCAAGUCACUCAAUACAAACAAUCACCAGUAUUCACCCAUGUCCUGAAAAUGUCUCAUUUCUUGGUGACAAACAGUCCUGAUUAG
Liolophura sinensis is the source of this 1212-nucleotide messenger RNA. RefSeq names its product tumor protein p73-like. Gene Ontology annotation, biological process: regulation of transcription by RNA polymerase II; protein tetramerization; apoptotic process. The record is from RefSeq and is a predicted model, not a curated record. Gene Ontology annotation, molecular function: RNA polymerase II cis-regulatory region sequence-specific DNA binding; DNA-binding transcription factor activity, RNA polymerase II-specific. NCBI's taxonomy places the organism in Eukaryota, Metazoa, Mollusca, Polyplacophora, Chitonida, Chitonidae. Gene Ontology annotation, cellular component: nucleus.